Momordica charantia (bitter melon) is the source of this 1233-nucleotide messenger RNA. RefSeq names its product UPF0481 protein At3g47200-like. The record is from RefSeq and is a predicted model, not a curated record. Lineage: Eukaryota; Viridiplantae; Streptophyta; Magnoliopsida; Cucurbitales; Cucurbitaceae.
AUGGAGUUGGACAAAAUUGGCAACGUUCCGGCAGCUCUGUUCGAAAUGAAACCAGAAGCUUAUAUUCCCCAAUUCAUCUUCAUCGGCCAUCCUGAUCCUACUGUCGAGCAUUUUGUAAGUGGAAAUAAUGAUAAGAUCAUGAAAGGCUGCUUUGUCGGAAAGUUUUCUUCCGUUGCGAAAGUGGAGUUGAAUGAGAUUAUAGGACGAGUCAUAGGUUGGGAGCAAACAGCUCGUGAUUGUUAUUUGUUCAUAGGUCGGAGAAAAUUGGACACAGUCCAGUUUGUGAAGUUUCUAGUCAUGGAUGGUUGUUUCGUGGUCAUGUAUAUGCUGGUUUCUGUGUUCCCGGAGUUUCAGGACAUCGACACGUCAUCGUUCUUUUGGAGAUUCAACGAUGCAGUAUUCAGAGAUCUGUUACUGUUUCAAAACCAACUUCCUUUCUUUCUUCUCCGGUCUCUAUACGACCUGUGCGUCUCCAAUAAUCAAACUAUACUUGGAAACACCUCUUUCAUUCAACUUACUCAUCAAUUUUUUAUUGACCGUGAAGGGAUCGGUUAUCUUGGAAAGGAUUUUAGGGUAGAGGAAGACAAAUUAGAAGUGAAGCAUCUUAUUCAUUUUCUAAGUUGUUAUAUGAACUUUCCUCAUCAAGACGAUUCUUCAAAAUCAUUGGACGGCACCCCACUCAUGGUUUCUGUUUGGCCACCCACUGCCACUGAGCUUUACGAUUACGGCAUUUCUUUCGAGAAGAAAUCACAUUAUUCUCAAAAGAUGUUUGAUGAACGUACCGGCAUUCUCAGAGUGCCUCACAUCAUAAUAAAUGAGACUUUCGAAAGCACGAUGAGAAACAUCAUAGCUUACGAGUAUACAAUUCGCAAGAGUCCAGGCGUAAGCAACUUCUUGAUGUUCAUGCGUUUCUUGUUGAACUCCGACAACGAUGUAAAUUUGCUCAUAAAGGAGGGGAUUAUCCACAACCAUUUGGAAAGCGCAAAGGAAGUUACUAAGUUGUUCCAGGACCUUUGUAAGAACGUUGUGGCCGAAAGAAAUUUGUACAACUAUGAAUGUCAGAAAAUGAGAAAAUACUGCAAGCACCGCCGCCAUCGAUGGAUGGCUUCGUUGAAACACGACUAUUUUAACACGCCGUGGGCUUUGAUCUCCUUCAUUGCUGCCGUCGUCCUGCUUUUACUCACUCUCAUGCGAGCGGUGGUAGCUGUACUCUCCAUGCCUAAGCCUAAGUGA